This is a messenger RNA of Epithele typhae, 1029 nucleotides long. RefSeq lists its product as uncharacterized. Bases 1 to 1029 code for a protein of 342 amino acids. NCBI's taxonomy places the organism in Eukaryota, Fungi, Basidiomycota, Agaricomycetes, Polyporales, Epitheliaceae. The transcript is spliced from 4 exons. The record is from RefSeq and is a predicted model, not a curated record.
AUGCGAAACGUGAGGAGGCUCAUCCUCAAUUUCAUCUACGGCACAACGACCACUCUCCUCGAGAUCGCGCGCAGCUUGGUGCAAGGAGGCAGCCUCCGUCUCGUCGAUCUCAAGCUCUCCCUGCUCCUCGUCGCCCUCACCCGUGCGACGGAGGCGGACGUCGCCGAGCUCGCCGACCUCACCUCCCGUAGGCCUUUCUCGAGCGUGAGGCAUGCGAUGGUCUGCCUGUCCUUUGACGGCAUCUAUUACACGGAUGGCCGUUCGCCGCUGGGGGAAAUAGAGGACGUCGAAGCAGCCGGAGCACAGGCGUUGAAGAUCUUGGCUAGGAUGUGGCCCUUCAUCAGUCAAGACGCACAGGCAGACUUGACUCUAAACGACAGUAUUUCGGAGAUCUGGAACUGGAGUAGUGAAGAAAUGGAUGCAGAGACCGGGGAGGACUGGGACGCUGAGGCCGAGGCGGGAGCAUCGUUUUGGAAAGGAGAAGACGUGGAUAACUUCGAAUUCACAGAAGAAUCUGACGUUGACCUAUCAUUCCUGUCGAGCUUGCAAAAAGUGAGAAAACUCAGCCUCGAGUUCCGCAAUGGCACAUCGACUACUCUACUCGAGAUCGCGCGUGGCUUGGUGCAGGGAAACAGCCCCCACCUCGUUGAUUUCACACUCUACCUGCCCCUCGUCGCCCUCACCCUUGCAACAGAGGCGAACCUCGUCGAGAUCGCCGAACUCACCUCCGGAAAGCCUUUCUCCAGUGUGAAGAAGGCGAGCUUCACCUUGUACGGGUACGAAAAGGAUGUGCGGGCAUCUGGAGCACGAGCAUUGGAGGUUUUGGCCAGGAUGUGGCCCCUCAUCAGUCAAGAUGCACAAGCAGACUUGGCUAUACGCAUCGGCCCUUCGGAGAUCUGGGAGUGGAGUCGUGAAGAAAAGGUUGCGAAGAUCGGAGAGAACCAGGACGCCGAGGUCACGACGGGAACACCAUUUUGGCAAGGAGAAGGGAGGUUGUGGCACUUUCACGCCGGAGCUUGGGAGGAGUGA